Molecule: messenger RNA, 1876 nt
Organism: Capra hircus (goat)
Lineage: Eukaryota; Metazoa; Chordata; Mammalia; Artiodactyla; Bovidae
Product: glutathione S-transferase A2
Exons: 7
Coding region: 78-746 (222 amino acids)
Biological process (GO): glutathione metabolic process; xenobiotic metabolic process
Cellular component (GO): cytosol; extracellular exosome
Molecular function (GO): glutathione transferase activity
Source: RefSeq, a predicted model, not a curated record
AAGGAUUGGCAUCGAGGAACUGAGCAGAGAGGCAGCAGGACUUUUAUUAGGUUCACGGGAAGUGAAGAACUGCUAUUAUGGCAGGGAAGCCCAAGCUUCACUAUUUCGAUGCCCGAGGCAGGAUGGAGGCCAUCCGGUGGCUCCUGGCUGCAGCUGGAGUGGAGUUUGAAGAGAAACUUAUAGAAAGCUCAGAAGAUUUGGAUAAGUUAAGACAUGAUGGGAGUUUAGUGUUCCAGCAAGUGCCAAUGGUUGAAAUUGAUGGGAUGAAGCUGGUGCAGACCAGAGCCAUUCUCAACUACAUUGCCACCAAAUACGAUCUCUAUGGGAAAGACAUGAAGGAGAGAGCCUUGAUUGAUAUGUACACAGAGGGUGUUGCAGACUUGAGUGAAAUGAUCAUGCUUUUGCCACUGUGCCCACCUGAUCAAAAGAAUGCCAAGUUGACCCUGAUCCGAGAAAGGACAACAAACCGUUAUCUCCCUGCAUUUGAAAAAGUGCUGAAGAGCCACGGACAAGCCUAUCUUGUGGGCAACAAGCUGAGCAAAGCUGACAUCCACCUGGUUGAAUUGCUCUAUUAUGUGGAAGAGCUGGACCCCAGCCUUUUGGCCAGCUUCCCUCUGCUGAAGGGCCUGAAAACCAGAGUCAGCAGUCUCCCGGCCGUGAAGAAGUUUCUGCAGCCCGGCAGCCAGAGGAAGCCUCCGGGGGGCAAGAAAAGCCUUGAACUAGCCAGAAAGAUUUUCAAGUUUUAAUAAAGCCAGUGGGGCCACCCAGGACAUUGGGACCAAACUUAUGAAACUCCUGGCAAUGAAGUUUUUAUCUAAGUGUAGACCCUGGGUGUUGUGAGACUAAUAAACUAUUCCAAAGUUUUAGUAGCCAUUAAAGAAUAAAGCUCCAAUGAGCAGAUUUAGUUACUCUUUUUCUUUAGAAUCGAAUAUAAAAUCAGAUUUGCCAUCUCUUUCUAGCACAUUGCUGUUUUGGAAUUAAAAAUUAAAUACAAAAGGGAAAUAUAGAUUGUGUCAUCCCCUUGAUUUUUUUGUAGGAAUUAUCAUAUAACAUCUGUCACAUAGCUUUCAAAGAAUCAAGUGUAGAAAUUCAUAAUCUGACAUUCUUAGGUUUCCACAGGAAAGAGUUAUUUUUCUGGUGUCAAUGAAGACAAUUAAUAAACAAUAAUAAGAACAGGCAAGAGUUUUACUUGAGCAAACUGAGGACUAGCCAGAAAGAUACCUUCCCAGAUUACUCUGAGCAGCUUGCUCUGGACAUAUAUGGUUUCCAGCACAGUUUCGUAUAUCUUUGUCAGAACAAAGGACAUUAAAUGAGUCAGGGAUACAUUUCUUCAAGAUUGAAAAAAAAAAACACCACAGAGAUCAGCACAUGUACAGUCAGCAUGACCUUGGCACCUGGCACAGGACUCUUAUCAUGGAAGGAGGACCAGCAUUGGAGUCCCAGGAAGGAAGGCAUUUAAUCUCCCCACUCCGCACCCCUCACCCCUGCCCCACAUCUGCUUGCAGGAUACAGGAUCUUAGUUCCUUGACCAGGGAUCAAACCGGUGCCCCCUGCAUUGCAAGCACGGAGUCCUAACAACUGGACCACCAACUAAGUCCCUUAAUCUUUAUUUUUAACAUGGACUAUCUUUCCUUCUGGUCAAAGUGCUCUUGUCUCUAAUAACUAAAGCAGAUAUAGAAUGUAUGUUUGGUUGGCCACAAACGGGUAUUUCAGUUGGCAUAAAAUUCAAGCUGACUCGUGUAUAAGUCAGAAUGACUUCCGUAUAUCUCAAUAUGUGAACAUUUCUUUUAUCACUGGUAAUGGCAAAAAGAUAUUUUUAAAAAAUUUCUUUGAGAGACAUUUUCCUUCUGAUAAUAAAAAUAUCUUUUCUUAUGCA